CAACAUGCUAACGACGAGGGUGGAGAUGGAACUGGGUACGGUGUUUGCCUGUCUGCUCGCAUUAUAAACCAGCAGCUCUCUCCUGGAUCGAAGUGUGCACUUCCCCGCAGAUCGGUCACCAUCUUGUCUCUCCGUCAAACACGAAUUGCAUGAUAAAGGAUAAAAAAGCUUCGGCUUUCGCUUUGACCAUUCUCUUCUUUCCAUGCCCUUUAUGCACACCCACCAUACAAAUUGAACUUUCUAUUUAUUUAUUUGUUUUUUUUUUUGUUGUUGCAAUUUUUUCUGUUUUUCCAGACCUCCUCUCCCUUUCCCAUCCCCCACUUCGCCCUCUCUCUCUCUCUGUUUCAUGGUGUGAUGUGGACUGCAGUGUGAGAGCUGGAACCCUUGCUCGGUGCCUGUCUAGCGAUCUCAAGGUCUGAACUUGUCGCAAGAUCCCAAAUUGAGCAGAUCUACUCAUGAUGGAGGAGGCAUUUUAUGAUCAUUACUGAAGAAUAAGCUCUUUAUUGCCACAUUGCCUAGUUAGAUAAUAAGUAUCACACAGAUAUUGAUGGCUUCAAAGACUAUAUCACAGGCUAACGCCAAGUCCCAAACUGAAGUUCCUGGGAGUACCAAAGUAGAGCCAAAUUCUUCUAAAUCUUCCCAGAUUCUGAAGCCAAGCAAAUUGGAUUGCAGUACUGUCAAAAAAGUGGUAGAGAUAAAUCAGAAUGUGUCAAAAUUUGCUGUCAAUGGCCUAAAGAAAGAUAAUAAAUCAGAUCACCAUCAGAAGGAAUCUUUUGACAAUUCAACAGAUAAAGUUCCUACAGAGGUAACCAUACCCUCAGAAACUUCUGUUAAGAUCCCUUCAGAGAGUCAGAAGGAGUCAUCAGAGCAAGUAGAUUCUGCGGAAAAUAGAGCCACUGCUGGGAAUGGUAAUGGAGAUCAAGCAAAGAAAUCCGAACAGAAUGGGAAUGAAAGUUUUGUAUCUGCUAAAUUUAGUGAUGAAACCAGCAGUGCCACAGCUGAUUUUGUUGAGAGUGGAAAGAGUAGCAUGUGCAGACCUAGUACAAACAGUGACGUGAGUGAUGAAAGCUCCUGCAGCAGUUUGGGUAGCAGCAUAACUAAACCUCAUAAAUCAAAUGAUUCAAGAGCUGAAGCCAUUCGAAAGAUUCGCACAAAAGAUGGGGUUUUAGGCUUGAGCCAUUUUAGGCUGUUGAAGAAGUUAGGUUGUGGUGAUAUAGGUAGUGUGUAUCUAUCAGAAUUAAGUGGGACAAAAAGCUACUUUGCAAUGAAGGUUAUGGAUAAGGGAUUGCUGGCUAGUCGGAAAAAGCUUCUUAGAGCUCAGACAGAGAGGGAGAUAUUACAGUGUCUGGACCAUCCAUUUCUUCCAACACUUUAUACCCACUUUGAAACAGAUAAAUUCUCAUGUUUGGUAAUGGAAUUCUGCCCUGGAGGAGAUUUGCACACCCUUCGUCAAAGGCAACCUGGGAAACAUUUCUCCGAACAAGCUGUGAAGUUUUAUGUUGCUGAGAUCCUUCUGGCAUUGGAAUACCUGCACAUGCUUGGAAUUAUAUAUCGCGACCUCAAGCCAGAAAAUGUCCUUGUUCGCGAGGAUGGCCACAUUAUGCUUUCUGACUUUGACCUCUCUCUCCGUUGUGCAGUAAACCCAACACUGAUCAAGUCCUCCAACCCAGAUCCUGAAUCAGCUAGAAGGAACAACACGGCUUACUGUAUCCAGCCUGCUUGUAUCGAACCAUCCUGUAUUCAGCCCUCUUGUGUGGCACCUACAACUUGCUUUGGCCCACGGUUUUUCUCUAAAUCCAAAUCCAAAGAGAGGAAAGCAAAAUCAGAGAUAGGGAACCAGGUGAACCCGUUGCCCGAGCUCAUAGCAGAGCCUACGGAUGCCCGUUCCAUGUCUUUUGUAGGUACCCAUGAGUACUUGGCACCAGAGAUCAUAAAGGGUGAGGGCCAUGGGAGUGCGGUUGAUUGGUGGACGUUUGGCAUCUUCAUGUAUGAACUAUUGUUUGGGAAAACACCAUUCAAGGGAUCUGGUAACCGAGCAACAUUGUUCAAUGUUGUUGGGCAACCGCUGCGCUUCCCAGAGUCACCAACAGUCAGCUUCGCCGCUAGAGAUUUGAUAAGGGGUCUUCUUGUGAAGGAACCUCAACACCGACUUGGAUACAAACGCGGGGCUUCAGAGAUAAAGCUACACCCCUUCUUCGAGGGAGUCAACUGGGCACUGAUACGCUGUGCAAGUCCUCCUGAGAUCCCAAAAUCCUUCGAUACAGAACGACUCACAAAGCCUGCUGUAUCAGCCAGAGAAAAAGCCACAUCAACUGUGAACCAGAAAGGUUCAGACAACUAUCUAGAAUUUGAUUUCUUUUAGUCAUUCUCCUCUCGAUCAACCUGUUGAAGUUGUAGAAUUUGUGGAGUUGUAUGAGGAUUGCAGUUUUGUUUCACCCUCUAGAAUCCCUGUGAAUCUAUAUCGGUAAAUCUCCUGAUGGAAAUGCAAUAUCAACUCCAAACAUGUAUUCCUCAAGGCUUACCACAGCAUCCCUUGUUUGGCAAUGUACUAUCAACUCCAAAUAUGUGUUCCUCAAGGAUUAUCCAAUAUGUUAUCUUUGUUCUUCAUCAAUGUUAGAUCUUGUUCUUGUUUAA
Messenger RNA from Zingiber officinale, 2634 nucleotides. Its product is annotated as serine/threonine-protein kinase D6PK-like. The record is from RefSeq and is a predicted model, not a curated record. Lineage: Eukaryota; Viridiplantae; Streptophyta; Magnoliopsida; Zingiberales; Zingiberaceae. Gene Ontology annotation, cellular component: cytoplasm; plasma membrane; nucleus. Gene Ontology annotation, biological process: protein phosphorylation. Gene Ontology annotation, molecular function: protein serine/threonine kinase activity; ATP binding. The coding region runs from base 548 to 2362 and encodes 604 amino acids. The transcript is spliced from 3 exons.